This is a messenger RNA of Aspergillus welwitschiae, 1597 nucleotides long. RefSeq names its product Zn(II)2Cys6 transcription factor domain-containing protein. NCBI's taxonomy places the organism in Eukaryota, Fungi, Ascomycota, Eurotiomycetes, Eurotiales, Aspergillaceae. The record is from RefSeq and is a predicted model, not a curated record. Gene Ontology annotation, molecular function: zinc ion binding; DNA-binding transcription factor activity, RNA polymerase II-specific. Bases 1 to 1479 code for a protein of 492 amino acids. Gene Ontology annotation, biological process: regulation of DNA-templated transcription. The transcript has 4 exons.
AUGGGCGGCAUCCCCUUCACAUCGCGCGCCUGUGCAGCCUGUAAGAAGCGCAAGAUCAGGUGUGACCUAGAAAAGCCCGAAUGCUCUAGUUGCGUCAAAAGAGGGGGGACGCCUUGCCCCGGUUAUCAGGAUCAGGACUUCAUCCACCACAGCUUUGAGCCCCGGCGUGUGCGCAAUGCAGAGACCAAGCGACCUGGACCCCAGCGGGUCAGACAGCUCGAGUCCCUGGCUUUGCCUGCUUGCUUCAAUGUGAGUGCCGAGGCUCGCACCCAGUUGUUUGCGACCUACAUGCACACGUUCUUCGCCUCCAAUCCUUCCCUCAAUGGCAGGGUCGAUAGCUGGUAUCUGUUGAUGGCGCGCUUUCCAACCUUGACCGGCAAAUCAGACCUGCUGGAUCGAUCGGUCAUCGGCUUGGUCUCCGUGUAUCUGGGGAAGAAAACCAGGGAUGGUCGAUUGGCACAUCAUGGAUUUGAGAUCUACAAUAGUGCUCUCCAUGCGAUGCUACAGAUCUUGCAAGGCAAUCGCCCACCAACAGCUACCACUCUCUACUCGGCCAUUGUCUUCCAGACGUACGAGACUAUGGGACAUAGUGAGACGCUAUGGCGUAACUGUCUUACCCACAUACAGGGAGCCACGGCAAUGUUGAAACAACACGAGUAUACCCGAGGUGAUCAAGCCCUCAUCGACGCGAUCCUCCGGAGGCACAAGUGGGCGACGGCAAUGUUCACCCUUAACACUCCUUACAGCAUGCAAGUGGACGAGGAAUGCCUCAAUCUCGGACGCAAAGAGAGCCCCGUCGACGAGUUAUUCGGAAUAAUCGCCGAAGCCAUAGCUCUACGCAGAGAUCUAUGUAAACUCAUAGGACAGCCGCAUUACGAUCGGGAACACGCAUGCCACGCACUACUGCAGCGCUGCUUUAACCUUGAGGCACGUGUACACGUAGACUGGCUGCACAUGUCCGCUCACAGGUUGGACGGUAUACCUACUCCCUGUAGCAGGCGGAACUUGGGCCAGGAGCCCAGCAUGCUCCCCCUGGACCCAGAUCUUGCACCAUACAAUUUCGAAAGCCUCGAAGCAGCCAAGAUCUACCUCCUGUUUUGGGUGGCCUCCCUGGUUAUCCGUCGCGUGAUCUAUCAAACCGAGACGCACCUGAUGCGAGGCCCUGACCCGAGCCGCAUGGUGUUCUAUGCCAGGGAGAUUUGCCGCUCUGUAGCAUAUCUCAUGCAGCCCAAGAAUCGGAUGUCGUCCGGGCAAAUCCUCAUCCUGGGGCUAUCCCAGGCGUCCAAAUGUUAUAUCGACUGCAGGGACAAGGCUGAGUUCGAGUGGUGCCAGGCAAUCUACCCGUUCAUUGCCGCGAGCGGCUUUGGUAUCGCCAGUCUUAUGAACCAGAUGGAGUGGAAGUUCUGGAGUGCGGCUCAGAGCCAGCCAAGAGGAUCUCUCUUGUUAUUACCUGAGGCGGUACAUGUUAGUUCGAUAUGAGCGCACAUAGGCGAUAGUAACCCGACAUGACUCCCAUGCACCGCUGCAGACAUGGGAAAACAUAUACUAAUAUACUUAUACUAAUUGAACCGGUGCACUCCGAUUAUACUAGACAGGC